Micromonas commoda is the source of this 1890-nucleotide messenger RNA. RefSeq lists its product with no specific name. Gene Ontology annotation, cellular component: ribonucleoprotein granule; mitochondrial matrix. The transcript has a single exon. Gene Ontology annotation, molecular function: RNA binding. Lineage: Eukaryota; Viridiplantae; Chlorophyta; Mamiellophyceae; Mamiellales; Mamiellaceae. Gene Ontology annotation, biological process: mitochondrial RNA processing; regulation of mitochondrial mRNA stability. The coding region runs from base 1 to 1890 and encodes 629 amino acids. The record is from RefSeq and is a predicted model, not a curated record.
AUGCGCCGGCACGCGACGGCGGUGUCGACGCGGUGGAUACUCCGUUAUCUCCGCGUCGAUGACAGCUGGGGCGCGUGCGUCGCGCGGGAUGCCGCCCGCGCGCUCGCCAGCACCGUGUCGACCGCGCGCGCGGACAAGAACGCCCGAUUUAACAUCGUCGGGUUUUGCUCAUCGCCCAUCACGUCGUGGCGCGGGUUCGUUGUGGGUUCACAUCAAGCGGAACGUGGCACUGGUGCUAGUCGCGACGGUCGUGGUGGUGGAAAGCUCUCGGGAUCUGCCAAGCUAAACCAAGAGAUCAUCGCGUCCCGGAGCGCGGGAGAGAUUCUCGCCAUCGUCGAGGAUCGAGGAGAGAGUUUUAGCAAAGUCAACGUGGCGACCGCGGUGAACAGGCUGUACAAGGUCGCAAAGGCGCGCGAUAACCUCAGGAGGGACCCGAGGUACAAACGUCUACUCGACCUGGUGCGCUUACACUGCGGCAGGUUUCGUGCUCGAGAAGUUUCUAACGUCGCCCACGGCCUCGGAAUGCUGUGCGCCAACAAAGGCGCCGGCAACAUCGACAAGGAGACGGCGGAGCUUUUGAUGCGAGCGGUGCAGAAAAACGCGAAUGAGAUGAACCCUCAAGAGAUCGCCAACGUGCUGAACGCGGUCAGCAAGCUCGACGCGGCAGCAGAGGCAGUGUCACGGGAGGGAUGGAAACGCCUUGCCGAGGCUGCUGAAUGGCAAGCCCGAGAUAUGAAUCCUCAGGGGAUCGCCAACGUGCUGAACGCGCUCAGCAAGCUCGACGCUGCUGCAGCAGCGGUGUCACAGGAGGGGUGGAAGCGCCUUGCCGAAGCUGCCGAACAGCAAGCCCGAGAUAUGAACCCUCAGGACAUCGCCAACGUGCUGAACGCGCUCAGCAAGCUCGACGCUGCUGCAGCAGCAGUGUCGCCGGAGGGAUGGAAACGCCUUGCCGAGGCUGCCGAACGGCAAGCCCGAGAGAUGAACCCUCAGGGGAACGCUAACGUGCUGAACGCGCUCAGCAAGCUCGACGCUGCAGCAGCAGAAGUGUCGCCGGAGGGAUGGAAACGCGUUGGCGAAGCCGUCGAACGGCAAGCCCGAGAGAUGAACCCUCAGGGGAACGCCAACGUGCUGAACGCGCUCAGCAAGCUCGACGCUGCAGCAGCAGCGGUGUCGCCGGAGGGAUGGAAACGCCUUGCCGAAGCUGCCGAACGGCAAGCCCGAGAUAUGAACCCUCAGGACAUCGCCAACGUGCUGAACGCGCUCAGCAAGCUCGACGCUGCUGCAGCAGCGGUGUCACAGGAGGGAUGGUCGUAUUUCUCGGUUGCUGUUGAGCGCCAAUCAGUUGCGAUGAACGCGCAGAAUGUCUCGAACACAUUGAACGCGUACGCUGAGAUGCGAAAACGCCGACCGCAAGCGUCCGCGGCGGUGACGGAAACGGGCUGGCAUUCGCUUGCAGCGGCGACGGCGAGAACUGCACCGACGAUGGCCAAUCAAAGUAUCGCCUUGACCGUGGACGCGGCGAAAAAGCUGGAUGCGUUUGCGUCGGCGAUUGACGACGAGGGAUGGGAAAUAUUGGCGGCGGCGGUGGCGCGCAUGGCUCUAGAUUCCAACGCACAGCAAGCCGUGCUCGCCCUCUCCGCGGUCGGUUGGAAACAGGAGCUCGCGCGAAGCCUGCAUCGUCAAGGCGGGUUUGACGCGUUGAUUGGCUCGAUCGAGAGGAACAUCGACGCCAUCCGCCGGGGGUACCCGCCCGACUUUGCGAAAGAGACUCGGAAGACGCUCGAUGCCAUCCGGCUCAUUUACGAGCACGACGACGGGGCGUACGGCGACGAGCGGCUCGAGGGUUUGAGAACCGAGCUCCAGACGAAACCAGGUAAUCGUCACAAGUAG